Funneliformis caledonium is the source of this 135-nucleotide messenger RNA. NCBI's taxonomy places the organism in Eukaryota, Fungi, Glomeromycota, Glomeromycetes, Glomerales, Glomeraceae. The record is from the annotation of a GenBank genome assembly.
AUGGGCUUAGCAAAGGUAUUACAAGAUAUAUUGGUUGUAUUAUAUACUGUAGCUUUUGUUGGAUCGCCACCAUAUUCAAUCACAUCACGACAACAAUAUAUUAAUGUUAGUUGGCUAUUCCUUGUGUUUAGUUGA